Messenger RNA from Humulus lupulus (European hop), 2764 nucleotides. RefSeq names its product two-component response regulator-like APRR5. Gene Ontology annotation, molecular function: protein binding. The transcript is spliced from 8 exons. NCBI's taxonomy places the organism in Eukaryota, Viridiplantae, Streptophyta, Magnoliopsida, Rosales, Cannabaceae. Gene Ontology annotation, biological process: cytokinin-activated signaling pathway; phosphorelay signal transduction system. The record is from RefSeq and is a predicted model, not a curated record. The coding region runs from base 144 to 2273 and encodes 709 amino acids.
AUAUAGUUUUCUAUUACAUCUCCCACAAGAGAAGGUUAUGUGCUUUCCUCUUCAAGCUUUUUCCAGGAGUCUAAAGAUUGGUUCUUUAUUUUGUGUGGUUGAGGAGAGAAAGGUGUAGAGAUUUAGAGAGAAAGGAAGUGAAAAUGGGGGAAGUUGUUUUGAGUAGUAGUGAGGAUUGGGCUGUGAAAGGAGAUAGUGAAGUUGAGAGGAGGAGGAAGAGGAAGAUAGAGGAAAUGGAUAAUAAUAUCAAUAAUGAUGAUGAUGGGGUUGUGGAGACGAAGAUGAUAGGUGGGUGUAGCUCAGGUGGAGCGAUUACCAGUUGGGAUAGAUUCUUGCCCAGAAUGAUGAUGAGGGUUUUGUUGGUUGAAGCUGAUGACUCCACUAGGCAGAUUAUUACUGCUCUACUCAGAAAAUGUAGCUAUAAAGUUGCUGCUGUGUCUGAUGGCCUAAAAGCAUGGGAGUUACUGAAGGGAAGACCCCAUAACAUAGAUCUCAUAUUGACAGAAGUGGAUCUGCCAUCAAUAUCAGGGUUUCCGCUACUUACCUUAGUCAUGGAGCAUGAUAUCUGCAAAAACAUUCCUAUUAUAAUGAUGUCCUCUCAAGAUUCGAUUAGUACAGUUUACAAAUGCAUGAUGAGAGGUGCUGCUGACUAUCUUGUUAAGCCUAUUAGGAGGAAUGAACUGAGCAAUCUAUGGCAGCAUGUUUGGAGAAGAAAAUCUUCCUCUGCAAACGGCCCCCGAUAUGAAGGUGUUGCACAAAAUAAGGGCGAAGCCACUUCUGAAAAUGAUCCUGCAACCAAUCACUCCAAUGGCUAUAUUCCUUCCAUUCAGAGAAAUGAGGAAAACAUUGACAAAGGGAGCGACUCCCAGAGCUCUUGUACAAGGCCAGAAUUAGAGGUUGAGAAUGUCCACGUGGAUCAAAUGCAGGAAUGCUCACAGCCAACACGGGGUGAAUCUUCUCCGAGUGACUCGAGAACACAGAAGAGUGAAGGGCACAUCAAUGCAGGGCAGAGAUUCAUGCAUGGAAAUGAAGUCAGAGGAUCAAUGCUGGGAACCUAUCAGGAUGCUGAUGCCAAAAUUACACCAGGCAAGGGUUUCAAGCCAGAAAGUAUUAGGAGGGAUGCUAUUAUGUCUAGUGAGGCUUGUGAGAAUAAUAAAUUCCUAUUUAAUCGUUCUAGAGACACCAUUGAUUUGAAUGGAGUUUUAGAAGAAAAUGCAAAUUGCAAUUAUCAAAAUUCUUCUUCAAGUAAUGGAACUAGCAAGUUUGAUUCUGGUCCGAAAUUGGAUCUUACCUUGAGAUCAAGUUCUGGUGACUUUGAGAGCCAUAUGGUUGAGAAGAGGCACACCCUUGGCCAUUCUAAUGCCUCAGCCUUUACACGAUACAUUAAUAAGCCAUUGCAAACCGCAAAUCCUACAUCAGUCGGUGUGUGCGAUCAAGAGAAAGAAUGUGGAUCAAAUACUGAAAAGCAUAUGUUCAAUUUCGCCGCUGGACUUAGUUUUAACUCUGAUACCCCUGGUCGCUCAGUAAGCACACCAAAAAGUGGUAUUACAUUGGCUACAGGUCAAUCUAACCAUUCUGAAGCUGCAACUCAUUCCCCUCAACAGAGAUUAUUUCCUCUACCAAUCCCUGUGAAAGGUAUAAGAGUUAAUAAUCCGGUGGCAGGCUAUGGUUCUGUAGUACCUUCAGUAUUCUGUUCACAAUCAGGUUCUUCAUCCCUGGUCAGUCCAAGCUCAGCUGCCCAACAAGAGCCCUCAUUUCUAAUCAAUGCGUUUUACCAAACAGCUCCUGAAAAGAACAAAUCCGAGCAGUCAAAUGAACUUUGUCGAAACAACAGCAUUGCCAAAGACCAAUCCUUACACAAUCAAGAACAUAAACUGGACUUUUUCGAGGAUCGUGGGCAUAUCUCUCCUACCACUGAUCAAAGUGCUAGUAGUAGUUUCUGUAAUGGAAAUGCAAGUCAUCUUAAUAGUAUUGGGUAUGGAAGUGCUUGUGGAAGUAAUAGCAAUGUUGAUCAGGUUGCCAUGAUUAGAACUGCUUCCGAGAACAGGAAUGAUGAAAGUUAUUUUAAUAACGGUGGGAAUUCUCACAGAUCCAUGCAAAGAGAAGCAGCUCUUACAAAGUUCCGCAUGAAGCGGAAAGAUAGAUGUUUUGAAAAGAAGGUCCGAUAUGAGAGCAGAAAGAAACUCGCCGAGCAACGUCCCAGAGUUAAGGGACAGUUUGUUCGCCAAGCACAAACAGAUCCUUCCCCUGCAGAAACUGAGGGAAAUUCAUAGGAGUGAGUAACCAUUUAGCUUUGGAUAGUUAUAAAGAAGAGGAUAACUUUAAUGGUUGAAGAACACUCAUAAUGAUCAGUAGUAGUUUAUUCCACCUUUUACAUUUUUUGUUGUUGUAGUAUGAGAGUGAACUUUGGGGGCAGAAGCACAAGAGAAAUCACUGAGUGAUUGAUGUAUAGCUUUGUAAUUUCUACUCAAUUCUUUUUUUCUUUUUGGGUAGCUGUGAAAUUUGUUUAUUAACAAUCUCAUAGGUUAUAUUGGUAUAUACACUCUUAGUAUGUGAUUUGUAUCCACAGUAACACCAUCAAUACCAAUCACCAGCUUGUAUACUAUGAAAGACUUUUUUUUCCCCUCUCAUUGUUGUUGUUGUUGGUUCAGACUCAAUGUAGUUCCUCCAAUUUUGUAUUUGUAUAUACACAAAGUGGUAUUGAUAUUGACUGGUAUAGCUCAUUUCACAAGUUUCAAUAAAGGGUUUGAUCUUUACCAAAGUA